UAGUUUUUUUUCCUGACUGUUCCAUUCAUGGUGAACCUGCUGUCCGGUGUUUCCUGUCCUCCCUGCAGCCACUCCCUUUAGCGCUUUAACCCUGUACUGCGCCGGACUUCUAGAUCUACAGUACAGGAGAUCAGAAACACUAAACUCCUCUAUUGUUCGAAUUAUUUAUUUGUUACAUUUUAUUUAUUUAUAAGAAUGAGGAGUCGGGUCGUCGCCAAAGCCGCGUGCUUUCUGAGCGCCUCUGCGCUUUUGAUCUACACGCUGUUUUAUGUUACAAUGUUUCUCGCGAAUCCGUCUUCAAAGCUCCUGCCGAGGCUCGAGCGCGCAGCUGAGCGCAUCAUCCUGGACAAACUGGAUGGGAUCGAGCGUCAGAUCGAUCUGAUAGCUAAGUCGUUGGACAUGAGCAUGCAGAAAGUCCCAGGAUUGGGCGAGACAUUGCUGCCCACGGAAAAGAAGAAGCAAGUGGUCAACAAGUUGUUCCCAAACUCGAAUCUUUUCAUUAACUGGGGUGACGAGCUGUCUGAGGAGGAGCAGAAGCAAGCCGAACACUUGUUCCAGCUUUACGGAUACAACGUGUUUCUCAGUGACCGACUCCCUCUGAACAGGACGCUGACGGACACCCGAGACGCCAGGUGUGCUGCGAAGGUGUAUUCUGAUCAGCUCCCAUCUCUCAGUGUGGUUCUGAUCUACCUGAAUGAGGCACUGUCGAUUUUAAAGAGAGCCAUACACAGCAUCGUUGACAGGACGCCUGCUCAUCUGCUCAAGGAGAUUAUACUGGUAGAUGAUCACAGCACUAACGGUGAUCUGAAGGAAAAACUCAGUGAAUUUAUCAACCAAGUUCAUCAACAGAGACCUGGUUUAGUUAAGAAAAUCAGCCACAAACAGCGACUGGGUCUGACACAAGCUCGCAUUUCAGGAUGGAAAGCAGCUGUUGGAGAUGUGGUGGCCAUUUUGGAUGCCCACAUUGAGGUGCAUAAGCAAUGGGCAGAACCGCUGCUGGCCAAAAUCAAAGCAAACCGGAAGGUGGUGCUGUCUCCAGUGUUCGACCGGGUGGAAUUCGAUACCCUCGAAGUGACUCCAUACUAUCCAAAUGCCCAUGCUUUUGACUGGCAGCUCUGGUGCUUGUAUGAGUCCUUCAGGCCGGACUGGUAUGAACUUAAUGACCCGUCUAUACCCGGAAUAAGCCCUUCUGUUAUGGGAAUCCUUGUGGCUGAUCGAUUGUUCUUGGGAGAAAUUGGAGGUUUGGACAAAGGAAUGGAAAUAUAUGGAGGGGAAAACGUUGAGCUUGGAAUACGUGUUUGGCUGUGUGGGGGAAGCAUUGAGAUCAUCCCUUGUUCUAAGAUUGCUCAUAUAGAGAGAGCACACAAGCCCUACGCUCCAGAUCUCGGCGAGCCCAUGAGGAGAAAUGCGCUAAGAGUGGCUGAAAUAUGGAUGGAUGAAUAUAAGAAAAACGUUUAUAUAAGCUGGAAUCUCCCCCUGAAGGAUCAUGGAAUCGACAUUGGAGAUGUGACUGAAAGAAAGAAGCUGAGAAAACAACUUAACUGUAAGCCCUUUAGCUGGUAUCUGAAGAACGUGUAUCCUGAGUUAGACCCCUGGGAUGAUCUCCUCGGUUACGGCACAAUACAGACUAACCUCUUAGAAAAUCAAUGCAUUGAUCAGGGUCCUGUUCCUGGCAGUGUCCCUGUCCUUUAUCAGUGUCAUUUCUUCAGCUCUCAGCACUGUUACUAUAAAAGUAAUGGGGAACUUAAUAUCGGUGGCAUUAAAUCUCACAAGUACAAUCAAAACCGCUGCCUGGUGGAUCCUGGUGAGGGAAACACACCUGCACUGCACAGCUGUCAAAUGGCCAAGGAAAAGGAAUUGUAUAUGCACUGGGACUUUAAACAGGGUCAUGCCAUAAGAAACAAGAACACAAAGAGAUGCCUUGAGGUUGCCCAAGGAGAAGACUCAUGGUACCACCUUGUCAUUCAGGCUUGCAGUGGGCAAAAGUGGACAAUCCAACAUGUCAUUAAGGAAUUUUAAGUGUUUAAUACUGUAACAGCCACAUUCAUCAAACGCGAGAACAAAGGAAAUGAAACCUAUUGAAUGUCAGCCAUCACUGAGACUUCACACUCGCACUCAGAGGAGACUUUCAUACUGGAAAGAUGAAUGCAAAUUUUUUUUAUCAGACUUUUUGAAGUUUAAUGACUGAGGUUAAUGAUUUAGCUAGAAACCAUGUGGGUGGUAACCUUUUUUUAACAGACAAAUUAUUUUUUUUUUUUACAGAUUAUCUGGAAACAGGACACGACUAUAAACAUUUUCUUAUUUGUUGUGGUACAUUACUGAAAAAAGACUUUUUUCGAUUUACAGUUGUGUCACUUAUUGCCUUUAUUUAAAAAAAAAUCUUGAAUUAAGUUACUUUUUAUAAAUUUGCUCAACUAUAUCUGAUCCCACAGCGCCACCUGCAGUUUGAAGAGGAUUUCCAGAAUAGGUUUUCCAGAGAUCCCUGGCUAAUCAGCUUCACCGGAGGUUACAGAAAGACUUACCUUCAUAACACAAACAUUUCAUUUUAAGAAGAAAAUGAUGAAAUGCCAGAUAAAAUCCCUUCAUUGAGUCUUACUGUUACAGUACACAACUCUGUUCUCAUAACGAUGACUUUUCACUUGGUUUGGCCAAAAUUUAAAUAACCUCUUUAA
Clarias gariepinus (North African catfish) is the source of this 2672-nucleotide messenger RNA. RefSeq names its product probable polypeptide N-acetylgalactosaminyltransferase 8. Lineage: Eukaryota; Metazoa; Chordata; Actinopteri; Siluriformes; Clariidae. The transcript is spliced from 11 exons. Bases 196 to 2019 code for a protein of 607 amino acids. The record is from RefSeq and is a predicted model, not a curated record. Gene Ontology annotation, cellular component: Golgi apparatus.